AUGUCACCCGUUGACUGUAAAUCUCAACCAAAAUUAAGUAAUGUUGAGCAUUGUCCUGGCAAGUGCCCGAAUGGUUGUACAAAUGGAUACUGUGAUUGUGCGACAGGAGAGUGUUUGUGCAAUCCUGGAUUUUCUGGUUCAAAUUGUAAGAUUGGCACUUGCGCUGCUGCUGGCUGCGUCAAUGGCAACUGUGCUGCUCAAUAUCUUGGACAAGAUUUGCUUGUUACAAAUAAACCAUGUGUUUGCAUUGAUGGUUGGUAUGGCGAUAGAUGUGAUACAACAACACCGCCAAUUCCAGUUCCAGACCCAACGCCCACGUGCUUUAACGGAUGUUAUUUUUUCCCGGAUAGUGACAUUACCGGUGGAGAGCUUGGGGUUAUUCAAACAUCAGAUCCAAAAGCUUGCUGUGCUGCGUGCAAUGCGAAUGCAGCCUGUAAUUCAUGGGUUUUGUCUGUUAUUUGCUUUUUAAAAACAGGAACACAAAGAAUUCAUAAACCUGGAAUCAUAUCAGGAAUUAAAUGUUCAGUUGGAACAGGUUCUAGUACAAUUGCACCUGUUACGGCAGCACCUACAGCAGCACCUACAGCGGCACCUACAGUAGCACCUACAGCGGCACCUACAGCAGCACCUACAACAGCCCACUGUGAUGGUAAAUGCAAAGGUCAAUACCCAUAUGGUUGUAAUUCUGGCUUUCAAUAUGGGUAUUGCAACGCAGGAGGUGGAUGUACUUAUUCUAUUACCACUGAUCCAAAUUGGUGUUGCUUCAAUGGUUGUAAUCAACAAUCAUCUAGCACAAACCCACCAGUUUUGACAAAUGCGCCAACAGAUGCACCUGUAACAGUUACGGUAGCACCUGUAUCAACUUCCUGUGAUGGCAAAUGCCUUGGAAAAUUUCCUUAUGGUUGUAACCCUAGUUUUUCUACAGGAUAUUGUAAUUCCGGUGGUGGGUGCAGCUAUUCCACAAUGAAUGAUCCUAAUUGUAAACUAGCAUCAGAUUAUGUACCCGGUGAAAUUCCCUCUUGGAUUGAUCAAAGAAGUUCGGAAGAGAAAAGCAAAGAUGAACGUGAAUCAAUUGCUCCGGAAGCUGCUUAUCAUGUCUCUUCAACUUUCCCAAUACCGCGAAAGGAAAAAGAGAAUGAAAAUAAUCAAGUUGAUUUAAUUAAUGAUAAUCAAAUUAAAUCAUUUGAAGAUUUGGUAGAUAAAUAUCCACGUAAUUAUGAACAAAGUCAUUAUUCACCUAUGUUAGUUAAUAUUAAUGAUCCUGAUCUGAAAAUUCAACCACAAUGUGUAGAAGUAGUAGCUGAUUGUGGUGAAUUACAAGAACAAUGUGCGCAUGUAGCAAAUGAUUGUGAUAAAUUAGAACAACAACGUGAAUGUGCUAUUAAAUCUGUUUCUGUUCAAACUGAUGUUGAAGAUGCUUUUGCUAGAAGUGUGGAUAGUUUAACAGCUGAUGAUACAUUAAUUAAUACGAUUGUCCCCUCAAGAUGUUCUAUCUUUGUGGUCUGA
Messenger RNA from Didymodactylos carnosus, 1506 nucleotides. NCBI's taxonomy places the organism in Eukaryota, Metazoa, Rotifera, Eurotatoria, Philodinida, Philodinidae. The record is from the annotation of a GenBank genome assembly.